AUGGAGGUGGCUCCCGAGCAGCCGCGCUGGAUGGCGCACCCCGCCGUGCUGAACGCGCAGCACCCCGACUCGCACCACCCGGGCCUGGCGCACAACUACAUGGAGCCGGCGCAGCUGCUGCCGCCCGACGAGGUGGACGUCUUCUUCAACCACCUCGACUCGCAGGGCAACCCCUACUACGCCAACCCGGCCCACGCGCGAGCGCGCGUCUCCUACAGCCCGGCGCACGCCCGCCUGACCGGAGGCCAGAUGUGCCGCCCGCACUUGCUGCACAGCCCGGGGCUGCCCUGGUUGGACGGGGGCAAGGCGGCGCUCUCCGCGGCUGCCGCACACCACCACAACCCCUGGACCGUGAGCCCCUUCUCCAAGACGCCCCUGCACCCCUCGGCCGCAGGAGGCCCCGGGGGCCCCCUGUCCGUGUACCCAGGGGCCGGGGCUGGGGGCGGGGGCGGCGGCAGCUCGGUGGCCUCCCUGACCCCUACCGCAGCCCACUCUGGCGCCCACCUCUUCGGCUUCCCGCCCACGCCCCCCAAGGAAGUGUCUCCGGACCCCAGCACCACUGGGGCUGCCUCGCCGGCCUCCUCCUCCGCAGGGGGGAGCGCCGCCCCCCGGGGGGAUGACAAGGACAGCGUCAAGUACCAGGUGCCGCUGGGAGAGAGCAUGAAGAUGGAAGGCGGCAGCCCCCUGCGUCCGGGCCUGGCCGCCAUGGGCACCCAGCCUGCCACUCACCACCCCAUCCCCACCUACCCCUCCUACGUGCCAGCCGCCGCCCACGACUACGGCAGCGGGCUCUUCCAUCCCGGAGGCUUCCUGGGUGGCCCGGCCUCCAGCUUCACCCCGAAGCAGCGGAGCAAGGCCCGCUCUUGCUCAGAAGGCCGGGAGUGUGUCAACUGCGGGGCCACGGCCACCCCUCUGUGGCGACGGGACGGCACGGGCCACUACCUAUGCAACGCCUGCGGCCUCUACCACAAGAUGAACGGGCAGAACCGGCCGCUCAUCAAGCCCAAGCGGAGGCUGUCGGCUGCCAGGAGAGCAGGCACCUGUUGCGCAAAUUGUCAGACGACCACCACCACCUUAUGGCGCCGGAACGCCAACGGGGACCCCGUAUGCAACGCCUGUGGCCUCUACUACAAGCUGCACAAUGUGAACAGGCCGCUGACCAUGAAGAAGGAAGGCAUUCAGACCCGGAACCGGAAGAUGUCCAGCAAGUCCAAGAAGAGCAAGAAGGGGUCUGAGUGCUUCGAGGAGCUGUCCCGGUGCGCGCAGGACAAGGCCCCCCCCUUCAGCGCCGCCGCCCUGGCGGGACACAUGCCGCCCGUGGGCCACCUGCCGCCCUUCAGCCACUCCGGACACAUCCUGCCCACCCCGACGCCCAUCCACCCCUCCUCCAGCCUGUCCUUCGGCCACCCCCACCCGUCCAGCAUGGUGACCGCCAUGGGCUAG
This is a messenger RNA of Rangifer tarandus platyrhynchus (Svalbard reindeer), 1443 nucleotides long. Lineage: Eukaryota; Metazoa; Chordata; Mammalia; Artiodactyla; Cervidae. The record is from the annotation of a GenBank genome assembly.